GUCAGAUGAUUAAAGAAUACGAUAUAUUCCAACGUGCAAGAGAGAUCGAAUUAAAGCAAGGAUUGACCGCUUAUGCUGAUUGUCAUAUUGAUUUCUAUAAAAAGGUUAUUUUGUUUAUGUGUUUAUUAUUUAAACUCCGUCCUAACCCUCUCUCUCUCUCCCUUCACCCUUUUAGAGCAUAUCCAUUUGGGAAAACAUUCUACCAGUCCUGGAUCAGCUUGAGGAUUGAUUGAAAUAAAUAAUAAAAAUUUUGUACAUAAAACAGGGAAGAAAAAGAUAUUUGGAUUUUGCCUUUUUUACCUCCUUUUCCUCUUUUUUUUUCUCUCUUAAAUAUUUGAAAUGGAUAAUAAUACAUCAAUUGAAAAGAUCAAGGAAGAUCCAUUUCUGUUCAAGGAAGAAGAUAACAUCAGUCAUGAUUCUCUGUUUGAACAACCGCCCACCACUCGAGCUGAAUUAUGGGGCUAUUACCUGUAUUACAAUGGUAACAAUGGAUACACCAUCUACAGUUAUAUGCCAAUCAUACUUCAGUAUCUCGCUUAUCGAGGAGGAUUCAAUCCAGAUACACCCACCGUAAGAGGCUGUGAUUUACAAGACACCUUUAAACCUUGUAACGUAAACUGGAUUCAUUCUCCUAGCGGAAUUCCAGUUCAAUCCAUGCUACUUUACGUGCAAGCCAUUGCCUUUUCCAUCCAAUUUUUGUUAUUCACAACUUUUAGUAGUCUGGCGGAUUACGGUCAAUGGAAUCGCUAUAUACUUUUGGCAGCCACCAUCAUUGGUUGCAUAUUUCAAGCCUUACCCAUAUUGCUGGUCAAUGAUGACGGUACACACUGGAAUUACAUGAUGGGUAUCAUGAGUAUAGCUCUUAUUUCAUAUGGCGCGUCACUAGUUUUUUAUUCUGCUGCAUUUCCAAAUCUAAGUGAUAAUCUGCCAAUUGUUAGGCAGUCAAAAUACGAUGAAUCACUAACGACGGAAGAAAAAGAUGGUGUGACAGAGAAAUGGCGAAACCAUAUCUCUGCUAUUUCUACCACUUUUUCCAAUAUUGGUUAUUUGGUUACUUCAGGUGUUUUAUCUGGUGUUUCAUUUUUACCAUGGGAAGGAAAAUAUGACUUUCCUGAAGGGGUCACGCAUGUAUUAGGUAAUGCGCCGCUUUAUAAUUACAUUGGCACAGUUGUAUGUGCUGGUUAUUGGGCUAUCAACGCACUUCCUUACUUUUGGCUGACACCGAAGGGAAGAAGGGGGCCUCCUUUACCUGCCAAUGCCAAUCAUUUCACAAUCGGUUGGAAAUCAAUAUUAGAAGCACUCCGAGAAGCGCGUAAACUUCGAUACUUGUUCAUGUAUAUAUUUGCUUACUUUAUGUUUUCCGAUGCGGUCUCAACCAUUGGACAGAUGACGACAAUUAUUCAGGGGGAACUCACUGGGUUUUCUGCACAACAAAUUACCAUUUUUAAUUUAGUCACAGCCAUCACCUCAAUCAUGGGUUGCUUGUUCUUUUUAUGGAUCUCGAAGAAGUUUCAAAUCAGGACAAAGACAAGUUUGUUAAUUAUUGUGGGUUUGACGGGUCUUGUGCCUGUCUGGGGAUGUUUUGGUAUCCACUUUGAUAACUUUGGCAUCAAGACACAUCGGGAAUUAUGGGUGCUGAAUAUUUGGCAAGGAUUGUUUACUGCUCCUAUUUGGGCAUGGCAGCAAACGAUGUUGGCUGAACUCGUGCCCAAAGGUAAAGAAAACCUCUUCUUUGGAUUAUUUGGUGUUGUCAAUAAGGCAUCCUCUUGGAUUGGACCUGUUGUUAUUGCUGCCAUCACGCAAUCCACAUCAAAUAUCUGGAAUGGCUGGCCAUUUAUCCUUGCCUUAUUCAUCAUUGCCACCAUCAUCAUUUGCUGUAUUGAUGUAGAUAAAGCUAAAUUAGAGUUAGUCGAGUAUGCAAAGACGGAUUAAAUAAUAAACAAUAAC
This is a messenger RNA of Mucor mucedo, 1947 nucleotides long. RefSeq names its product autophagy-related protein 22-like protein. NCBI's taxonomy places the organism in Eukaryota, Fungi, Mucoromycota, Mucoromycetes, Mucorales, Mucoraceae. The transcript is spliced from 4 exons. Bases 340 to 1932 code for a protein of 530 amino acids. The record is from RefSeq and is a predicted model, not a curated record. Gene Ontology annotation, molecular function: transmembrane transporter activity.